ACACUACGACUGGGUCAGUUCCUAUUCCUUAACCAAUAUAAUACAAUAAUUUUCGUUCUUUUCACAUACAGUUUUGUAUUGACAGGUCGUGCGUUCCUGCAUUUCCGCUCAUUUUAUUUAUCAAAUUUUUAAAUAAUUUUAAAAAAUGGGUGACGUAGAAAAAGGAGCAAAAGUAUUCCAAACCAAAUGCUCUCAAUGCCACACUGUUGAAGCGGGCGGAAAACACAAAGUCGGACCUAACUUACAUGGUUUAUUUGGUCGUAAAACCGGCCAAGCUGCAGGUUAUUCUUAUACUGAUGCCAAUAAACAAAAGGGUAUCACAUGGAACGAAACAACAUUAUUUGAGUACUUAGAAAAUCCUAAGAAAUACAUACCUGGCACUAAAAUGGUGUUUGCUGGUAUUAAAAAAGUAGAAGAAAGAAACAACGUCAUUGCUUAUUUGAAAAAAGCUACCGCGUAAUGUCAGUAUUUGUGACAAUACUAUAAUAGAUUAAAUUAUGAGUAAAACCA
Melanaphis sacchari is the source of this 510-nucleotide messenger RNA. RefSeq names its product cytochrome c-like. Gene Ontology annotation, biological process: mitochondrial electron transport, cytochrome c to oxygen; mitochondrial electron transport, ubiquinol to cytochrome c. Bases 146 to 460 code for a protein of 104 amino acids. Lineage: Eukaryota; Metazoa; Arthropoda; Insecta; Hemiptera; Aphididae. Gene Ontology annotation, molecular function: electron transfer activity; heme binding. Gene Ontology annotation, cellular component: mitochondrial intermembrane space. The transcript is spliced from 4 exons. The record is from RefSeq and is a predicted model, not a curated record.